Molecule: messenger RNA, 1459 nt
Organism: Pyricularia oryzae 70-15
Lineage: Eukaryota; Fungi; Ascomycota; Sordariomycetes; Magnaporthales; Pyriculariaceae
Product: lambda-crystallin
Exons: 2
Coding region: 385-1377 (330 amino acids)
Biological process (GO): fatty acid metabolic process
Molecular function (GO): NAD+ binding; oxidoreductase activity, acting on the CH-OH group of donors, NAD or NADP as acceptor
Source: RefSeq, a predicted model, not a curated record
AGCGGGGCAUGAAUCGUCUUGAGAUGGCGGAAUACAAGCCGCCAUUUCCCAAAGCGUGCCGGAUUUUCUGGGGCAGCAUCCUAGCGACAAAGGCAGUUCGGGGUCUUUGAUGACAUGUUUCCGAGAUUCAGCACCAACGCCACAGUCGGCGUGUCCAGGGGAGUACAAUAAAACUAGAAGUCGAUUAUCCUGAUGUGAGAAGACUUGUUACUCUGCAUUUCAACUUUUUUUUACUGCUUCUUAACCACUAUAACUGCUUGAAUCCAAAAACCACACUCUAGCAAAAUCCCGACUACAUCUACAUCUACCUAUCUACUCUACAACAUUGACGAUAUCAACACAACAACACAAUCAAACAUAGAAACCUUUUCACCAAAAAAAAAGAUGGCAGGCGUCAACAAAGUAGCAAUCAUCGGUUGCGGCUCCAUCGGUGCAUCAUGGGCCGCUCUUUUCCUCGCACAAGGUCUUGAAGUCUCAGCAUUCGACGUCAACCCUUCAGCAGAAAGUUUCCUUCGAGAGCUCGUCGCCAACGCACUACCAGUGCUCUCAUCGCUAGGUCUUGUCAAGAGCUCGCAAGCAACGGCAGCGGAUAUCGAAUUCACCACAGAUAUGGCCACCGCUCUCAAGAAUGCCAGCUUUGUACAAGAAAACGGUCCCGAGAGGCUAGACUUCAAGCAGAAACUCUUCCGCGGCGUCGCUAAUCUCGUCGACCCAGACACCAUCAUCGCGACGAGCAGCAGCGGGCUGACCUGCUCGAGCAUCCAGCAGGGGCUUGAGGCACAGCACAAGCCCGAGCGGGUGGUGGUGGGCCACCCGUUCAACCCGCCACACCUCAUCCCUCUCGUCGAGGUCGUGGGCGGCGAGCAGACAUCCCAAGCCACCAUCAGCAGAACGAUGGGCUUCUACGAGGAGGUGGGCAAGAAGGCGGUUCACAUCAAGAAGGAGGUGGUCGGACACGUGGCCAACCGGCUGCAGGCGGCACUGAUGCGCGAGGUCAUGUACCUGGUGCAGGAGGGCGUCGCCGACGUGUCAGACAUUGACCGCGCCAUGUCCAACGGGCCCGGUCUGCGGUGGGGCGUCAUGGGCCCUAGCAUGCUCUUCCACCUGGGCGGCGGGCAGGGAGGCAUCGAGUACAUGGCCGACCACCUGCUGGAGCCCAUGAUGAGCUGGUACGCGCGUGAGGACCCCAAGGUCGACGACGAGCUCAAGCGCAAGUGGGUCGAGGGGACAAAGGCGGCGGUAGAUGGGAGGGAGUACAGACCCCUGGCCAAGCAGCGAGACGAGGAGAUUGUGAGGCUGUUGAACGUCAGGAAAGAGUGGGACGGAUUUGCUGAGGCUUGCAGGAUGUGCUCUGCUUCCGAGGCGGGGAAGUCCUGAGAAGAGGAGCGUCUGUCUCUAGUUUAGUCGCGGCAUGUGUCUAGGUUCCCAGGUACCAACUUGUUUGUUUAGUUCUUGUUAA